This is a messenger RNA of Closterium sp. NIES-67, 1439 nucleotides long. The record is from the annotation of a GenBank genome assembly. Lineage: Eukaryota; Viridiplantae; Streptophyta; Zygnematophyceae; Desmidiales; Closteriaceae.
CCCUGGUUGGUCUCCCUUGGGAUUUCAGGAGCGAAGACUCCUCUCUACCCCCCUUCCCCGAGCAGCCUCUUUCGGUAGUAGCUGCACUGCUCUCUCCUGACAGAGUUAGGGGAACCACUAAGGACCUAAUUUGACAGCACUCGUCUUGUCAGCAGGUCCAGUAGCUACCACCGUACCGUAGUAGCAAUGGCUUCAGUGAGCAUUCGAGCAGCCACCCAGGCUCUGGGGUCCCUCUCUCUCUCCUCCCAACUGAGGACCUCUAGCAGAGUAUCGCUCGGGGACUCGCUUAGGGUUUCGAGCUUCCGGGGCUGCCAGCUCGUUGCUGCCAGCCGGCCAGCUGUUACCGCUGCCGCUAGCAGAUCUCUAGCCGUGGUUGCCGCCGCUGCCAGCCCUCCCGCCGUUGCUGCGGCUGCUGGCAAGACCGUGAAGCCGAAGAAGGUGGACUCGGCCAUCAAGCGCGCCAAGCAGGCGGAGGUGCGGCGGGUGUACAACAAGUCGCGCAGGACGGAGAUGAGCACGCGGAUGAAGAAGGCGUUCCUUGCUCUGGAGGAGCUGCGCAAGAGUGGGUCCCCCUCCGAGGAGCAGGUGGUGGCAGCUGAGAAGCUCAUCUCGGAGGCCUUCUCCAUCAUCGACCGGUCCGUGAAGGUCAAUGUCAUCCACCAGAACAAGGGCGCUCGCCGCAAGGCUCGCCCUUUCCCGGGCCAAGCGCGCUACGCUGAUUUCGCUUGGAUUGUACACUCCCGAGCCUGCUGCUGCUACUGCGUAGAAUGAUGGUGGUUGUGGGGUGGGGUUGGAGGACUGACAGGUGUAUGUUAGUCUUUGGUGAUGGUGUUAUUUCUUGUUAAUGGUAGUGCAUAUAUACAAACGCACUGCUGUGGAGGGUAGAGGAAGAGCAAGAAGUCCAAGUACAGAUCUUCAUGAGGAUAAAAUAUUUUAAGGGCAUGCUUUGCAACAUCUGAACUCUACAGUAAGUUGUAAUUGGCUCUAUACGACCACGCAGCGAAGCAACGGAAAUGUUGUCGGAGCAGCAGUUGACGGAGUAGCGCCUGAUCAAAGUCCUGACGGAGAGGCACAUGACGGGGGAGCAGCAAUCGGCAUAGUUUUACUGACGUGACUAAUUCGAAGUUUUUGCACUCGUGAGGCAGGUUCUGCGUUGGAGGCCACGAGUCGAGGUGAAUGCGUCCAUAGAAGUGCAGCUGACUUACGCGCGCUGGCAGUUCACCCAGGCGUACGUCAGGCUUUUCCACAGACCAGCCAGGUUUUGCCUGGAUCGAGGCCAGGAAUCUGGUAAACUGGAUAGUAACAUCUACCAGUAGAGGCCUCGGGUUUAUCCGGAGUGAACGUGUCGUGAGACGGACACUUUUAGGCGUUCUUAGUAGCCGGACUAUUAAGCUGCUCUAGAGGCGCCAUGUCGCUAUUAAACGUUCCCUUGAAUAAAC